CAGUGGCCAAAAUAUUAAAUAUACUCUGCCUGGUUUUUGAUGAAUAAUUAGGCCUACUACGCUACUGUUUUUUAAUGUUGGUCAUUAUGGUGGUACUUGGAGAGCCAAGUGUUUUCUAAGGUGAUACUUGUGGAAAAAAGUUUGAGAACCACUGAUAUAUUGCAUAACAAAGUUAGUGUUUGCUGGUAUAACACGUUAAAUAUGGCUACUGUCUGUCUUGGGAGGCGCAGCUCUAUAAUCCCAAGAAUGUUUCCUUAUUCCCAACGUUUUUCCUGCCUAAAAAUGACAAUAGACAUCGACAACCAAGGUUGACUGACAGCACGCUUGCUGACCUUUCCAUUCCCAAGUGUCUAUUUUUGUAGUAAUGACUUUAAGUAUGCGUAGGUUGAGGCUGUAAAUGUGACAGAGGUCGAUAAGGAGGGAGGAGGGAGGUGAGGGCUGGGCCAGAAUGGACUGGAAGUGUGCCCCCAGCAGCAUUUAUAAACAUGACCCCCACACGUCUCCCCACACUCUUUGUUUACAUACGUGCUUCUUGGCACAACCUCACACUGGAAGGCUCCUCCACCAAUCUUCCUGUUUUAGAUUUGAAGAAAAGCCGGCAUUUGGCCCCCAAACGUCAUGUACAGCUCCAGCUACUCUCGGGCCAAAUUUGGCUUGGAGGCCAGGGAGCCUCUGCACAAACCGAAAGGGAAGAGCUGCGGCUACUACAUGAGGAUCGUUUUCUUCUUCUCCUCCCUCAUCCAGUCCCUCAUCAUCGUCAGCCUGGUGCUCUUCCUCAUCUACGGGCAGCCCGAGAAGUCCGCCGAGGAGAAGCGAGUCAAGGAGCUGCAGCAGGCCUUGAACAGCCUGAGCGAGAACAACUUCCAGCUGACUAAAGAGAAAAGCCAGCUGGGUGCUCUGCUCGGGGCUCGCACUGCUGAGAAAGCUGCUAUGGAGAAGGCGCUGGAGACGCUCAGAAGUGUUGCGAACACUACUACUACUGAAUUAAGGAGUAGACUAGUCCAGUGUGAGAGGCAGAUUGCAACAACACGUAGCAAUAUGGGGAUGCGAUGUCCUACUCCACCCAUACAGCAUCCUAUUGUGGUCAAUACUGGCAGUGAGCUGAAAACACUGCAGAGCCUCAACGCUCAACAGAGAGCCAUGAUCGAUCUGAUCGAGGCCAACUUCACUCAGACAGUGCACUACCUGAUUCAGGAGAGAGACAAUGCCCUGAAAGACAGAGACAUCCAUCACCACGACGCCAUCGCUCUACGGAGACAAAACACCAUGCUGGAACAGCAGCUCACAGCAUACACCAGGAAAUGCAAAGAGGACUUUGCUCAUUCUUUGGACGGGAUCCAGACGGUGACCAGGGAUUUUCUCAACAAAAUCAACAACCUGUUCCCGCACCAGAUGACCUUUCACCUCACCUGUGAGAGUCAGCAGGAGCAGAUGGAGAAGAUAAGGAACAGCUGCACAAACCUGUCCAGAGAUGUGGAGAACAAGUUUCAGCUGUAUUUGGACAACGUGGGCAACAAGGUGGCUCAGAUUCAAGCCAUGUCCAGUCGUCUGGAGGUGCAGCACACACACCUGACCUCUGACCUGCAGCAGUGUGAACACAACCGCAGCGAGACGCUGGCCGAGAGCAGCAGGCAGCUUCAAGCCAAGCAGAGGACUCAUGACGAGAAGAUGGAGAAACUGCUGAUCGAGCAGAACCGGCUGAGAGAACAGAAACAAUUGCAAGAAGACACUUUGGCCCGGAGAGAAAAGGAGCUGCAGACCCUGAGGGCAUCGCCUAAUUGUAAGGUCGCUCCGUGGAAACCAGCGGGAGUGCAGUCUGUGCCGCAGCACAGCAGGCAAACUGUCGCUAACUGGCCUGCUUUUCAAGCGCCAAGCAUCAGCAAAACUCUGACGGUGAGAUAAUAUGCAACAGGAAAUCAUCAGCGGAGGCCACAGUGGUGUAAAAACUGUAAAGACCAAAAAGUUAGUGAUAUUCGGCUUUUGGGCAAACUUAAAAUGAUAGCUUACUUCACUGUUUUAUUACUUUCCAAAAAAAUCUACUUUCAUUUUUAAAAACGCAUUUUUCAAGGAGUUGGUCAACUGUCCUUUAGAGUGGACACAAAUAUGUUUGAAGUUUGGAAUUUUGUGAACAUUAUAACAAAUGUUUUCAAUGACAUUUACAAGUGUGUUUACAUAUUUUAACAUCUAAUACUUAAAGGGGAACUGCACUUUCUUUGGAAAUGUGCCUAUCAUUCACAAUCCUUGUGUGAUAAGCACACAUAUUUUAUUUUUUGUAUGCAUUCUAACACAUAAAUAAAGGCUAGCAAAAACCAGCCAACAUUGGAGCUAAAGGGAGUCGCUCUAUUCUGCCUAUAAAGGACUCUAAAAACAUUCAACAUUUUUUUAUAUAUAUGAUAUAAUAUAGUAACAGGCACAUUCAUAAUAACAUGUAAUAUUUAUGUAUUUUGCUCAUUUUAGAGUACACUGAUUAGCUGCAUUGUUAGCCACCCCGUACUUGCCAUAUUUUAGGAAUUAGAAUGCAUUAAAAAAGAAAGACAUCUGUUUUUGUCUUCCAUAAGGAUUGUGAAUGAUUGGCAAAAUUCCAAAAAAAAAGUGCAGUUCCCCUUUAAGUGUGCAAAAAUAAACACUGAUAUCAUAAGAGUAUCAGAUAACAUAAUAUGUAAAAAUAUUCUAAACAAUCAUAAAAGUAUAUUUUGCAUUCUAAGGACAUCAAGUAAUUUAUAUGAAAUGUUUAAAGAAAACAAGGUUGUAACAAUAUUUCUGCCAGUCGAAUAUAAUAUAGCCUUCAAUGCAGGAAGUCCCAUUCAUUACAGAUAUUAUUCUUCACAAUUUCCUCAACACAUUUAGUCAGCAAUCAAAAAUGUGAACAAUCAUACAGAUCCUUAGUUGUUGCUGGAUGUCAGCAUAUUUCUAUAAAUGCCAGGGAGGAAUGAACAUACACUAUGUGCCUCGCCUGCGCUGCACGUGUCGGCCAAUAGUGACCCCACUUGUCAACUCUUCACUUUGACAGUAAGAUAUAUAAUAUACACUGUAGUGGACGCUAUGCCUGAAAUCAUUCAUGUGCAUUUUAGGUUUAUCCUAAAAUUUCACCCAAAAGCCGAAUAUUCAUAACUUUUUGUGUGUGUGUAUACACCAACACGCAUCAAAUGUAAUAAUACACUUUCACAUUCAUAAUUAGUUCUUACUUGGAAAAAAAAUAUUUUGUAAUGUUUCUGUAUCUUUGCUCUCAACUUGAUGUAAAACACGACAAGGUGUAAAUAUUUCUCUUGAGUGUUACUCAUUUUGUUUAUACUUAGAUUUUCAAUUUAAUAAAUUAAA
Molecule: messenger RNA, 3318 nt
Organism: Entelurus aequoreus (snake pipefish)
Lineage: Eukaryota; Metazoa; Chordata; Actinopteri; Syngnathiformes; Syngnathidae
Product: plasmalemma vesicle-associated protein-like
Exons: 9
Coding region: 619-1902 (427 amino acids)
Biological process (GO): positive regulation of cellular extravasation; regulation of vascular permeability
Cellular component (GO): caveola
Source: RefSeq, a predicted model, not a curated record